AUGGAAAACCAUCAUGGCCAGAAUGACCGAAAAGAGGCCCACCAAAUAGUUGUGGUAAUGGUGCCACUACCAGCUCAAGGCCACCUCAAUCAGCUUCUCCACCUUUCCCGUCACAUCUCAUCCUACGGUAUUCCCGUCCACUACGUCGGAACCACCACCCACAGCCGCCAGGCCAAGCUGCGCAUCCACGGAUGGGAUCCUCUCGCCGCCACAAACAUCCAUUUCCAUGAAUUUCCAACCCCUUCUUUUCUCUCUCCCCCGCCCAACCCUAAUGUCUCCUUCCCAUCACAUAUUUUGCCAUUAUUUUAUGCAUCAUUGAGGCUUCGCGAGCCUGUUGGUACACUUCUACGCUCUCUGUCAACUACAACUACAAGAGUCGUUGUCAUUCAUGACUCUGUAAUGGCAUCCGUCGUGCAAGACGUCCCUUCAAUACCGAACGCCGAGUCUUACAGUUUUGUAAGCAUAUCAGCUUUUGCCAUCUCCUCGUUCCACCGGGAAACGGGAAGCCCUAUCCCAAUUGAACCGGAAAUAUUAAAAGAGGCUCCAUCUAUCGAAAGUUGUGUGACAUCGGAACAGGAGAUUGUGACGUCAUUAGUGGUGGAAAAUGCUGUUAAAAAAUUGAUGGCGUCAACCGAAGGAGAUGAGAUCAGGAAGAGGGCGGCAGAUUUGGGUGGUUCUAUACGGCAAUCUGUGGAGGACGGAGGAGUUACUCGUAUGGAGUUGGAUUCGUUUAUUACUCACAUCACUAGAUAG
Messenger RNA from Ilex paraguariensis (yerba mate), 753 nucleotides. The record is from the annotation of a GenBank genome assembly. Lineage: Eukaryota; Viridiplantae; Streptophyta; Magnoliopsida; Aquifoliales; Aquifoliaceae.